Messenger RNA from Staurois parvus, 357 nucleotides. The record is from the annotation of a GenBank genome assembly. Lineage: Eukaryota; Metazoa; Chordata; Amphibia; Anura; Ranidae.
UGUCCGCAGUCUCUGGUCAUCCCCUGUACUGUGUCCGCAGUCUCUGGUCAUACUCCUGUACUGUGUCCGCAGUCUCUGGUCAUCCCCUGUACUGUGUCCGCAGUCUCUGGUCAUCCCCUGUACUGUGUCUGCAGUCUCUGGUCAUCCCCUGUACUGUGUGCGCAGUCUCUGGUCAUCUCCUGUACUGUGUCCGCAGUCUCUGGUCAUUCCCCUGUACUGUGUCCGCACGUCUCUGGUCAUCUCCUGUACUUGUCCGCAGUCUCUGGUCAUCUCCUGUACUAUGUCCGCAGUCUCUGGUCAUCUCCUGUACUGUGUCCGCAGUCUCUGGUCAUCUCCUGUACUGUGUCCGCAGUCUCU